This is a messenger RNA of Tetrahymena thermophila SB210, 5250 nucleotides long. RefSeq lists its product as hypothetical. Gene Ontology annotation, molecular function: protein binding. Lineage: Eukaryota; Ciliophora; Oligohymenophorea; Hymenostomatida; Tetrahymenidae. The record is from RefSeq and is a predicted model, not a curated record. The transcript has 11 exons.
UAAUAUUCCAAAAAAUAAAUUUUUAUAUAGAUAAAUAGAUAGAUAAAGACGAAAAAGUUUAUUCCUUAAACUAUGCAAGGAUACUAUGAUACAAAUUUGAAUCAAGAAUAUUUAGCUCAAGGUGCGGUCAGAGAAUUAGCGAACAAAAAUGAUUCUCAUAAUCUUACUGUUGAUGAAUUAAUUGAUUGGAUAAGAAGCUUUUAAUACUAAGAUUGCUAGAAUGUGAUGGUUUUAAACGAUUUAUAAAAUGGUGUAGUUUUUUGUUAGCUAGUUCAUGAUAUAAUUUAUUAUAGAUAAAAACCUGAUUUUAUAGCUCGCGUCAUUAGACAAAAUACUUCUAGUUCAUCUUUGAUAAAUAUGACUACCGCUUUAAAUGCAAUUAAAGAUUCUUCUUUUGAUGUGCCCUCAAAAAUUAUCUCAAUGUAGCCAUAGCAAUUGUGCGAAGAAAAUGAAUUUAAAUUAAGAGUGUUGCAAUAUUUAUAUACUUUGUAAUAAAGAAAGAGUGAAAGCAGUCUUUUUCACUAGCAAUUCUUCACAGAGUAAAACCAAGAAAAUCAGUUUAAAAGUUAAAAUUUAAAUCAGAUAACAAAUCAUAACUACCAAAAUAGCAGAAACGUCUUAAGUUAAAAUAACAGCUCUUAAAAAUUAUUCACUCCAAGGACAAUAGCUGAUGAUAAUCAGCAUAUUUAAGUGAAUUAAAUGAUUUAAAAGUUUUAAAAUUCACCAAACCUAAAUGCAGGCAGCUUAUUUUUCAAUAAUAAACAGAAGUAAUCUGCAGAAAUAUCUAAAAUCAGUAGUAUUCAAAACAACUAUUAAGAUAAUUCCAAUUAUAAUUCUCUGAGUUCAAGAAUUACAGAAAACAUACAGCAUUAGCCAACCAAUCAAAAUUAACUAUUUAUUCCAUUAAAUUAAUCACUUAGAAGUAAUUAAGGAGUAACGAGCACUCCUAAUUUGAAGGCUUCCUAAAAUAAUUCAGUUAGACCAACAAAUUCAAAAACUAGCAUCUCUUCAUUGAAAAAGCAAAAUAACCCUGAUAAUUAAUCAGGAGAAAAAUUAGCUUUUUAGCAACAGUAAGUAUAGUAAUCUGUCAGACUGAAUACUGUUAAUUCACCAGUUUCGCCUAUUACCUAAAUAUCAAAUAUUAAGCAUUAUAAUAUGUCAAUAGAUUAGUCAAGUAUUUCUACACCUAAUCAUAUGAUUAGCCUUUUUGCAACUCAAACAAACUCAACACCUGAUUUAAAAGGUCAAGGCAGAGUAUUUCAUCACCAAAAGGUGAAUUCACAGAUUAGCAAAUUUAAUGCAAAUAAUGAUUAAAUAUAAAAUUCAAAUAGAAUGAUACCCAGCUCUAUAAGCCAUAGAGAAUCUAGCUUAUCUAAGAUUCCUCCUUCUAUCUUAUAAUCACAAACCAAUACUUCUACAAUUAGUAAAAAAAGGAAAAAUGUUACUCUGGAUUUGAGAGACCAAUAAGAUUAAAUCUAGACAAUUAAAAGUAUAAAUAAUGAUUUAAUUGGAAAUAAUUAGAAUAAUAGCUGCUAGAAAUCAGCAAGCAAUUUAUCCCCUUAGCAAAAUCUAAAUCCAAAAUAAAGCUCUUAAAAGUCAUCUUAAUGGUGGAAAGAUGUUCACUAUAUUGAGUAGUAAAAUGGCGAAACUAUCUAAGUGAUACCUGUAAAUAACGAAACAAAAGCAAGACUUUAUAGAUGGCUUGUAGAUAUUACUCUGAUUAAAGAUGAUUUUGACUCCAAGAAUGUAGAUAGAUUAGCAAAAUUUGGCAAAAAUGGAGCUCUUUUUGCAGACCUCCUUAAUAGAAUUACUGGUAAGACUAAUCCUUUAUUUAAUGGUAUUUUUAGAGGAGCUAAAAAUUCUUCAUAAGUUAAUGUUAAUUUCAACAAAGCAUUCUCUUUUAUGAGGCAGCAAUAAAAACUCAACCCCAGAUACUUGUGGUGUAUAGAUUUUCUGAAAGAUGGGAACCCAAAUAUAUUUUGGGGUCUAAUUGAUGAUUUAUGGCACUGGAGCCACUAAAAAAUAUCCCCAUAUGAUUCAAGAUUUAAAUAAAAUUAAUAAAGGCUUACAGCAGAGCAAUAAUAAUUAGAGAAAUCUUUCACUUAGAGAGAAAACAAAGAAUUUUCGUAUGAUAAAAUAUGCUUUAAUCAAGAAGCCUAAAAACAAAAGAAAUUAGAGGAAAGUUACUCCAUGCACAAAGCUAAUAAGCUUUCUUAAUCAUAACAAAACCUUUAGUUAAGUAUGUAGCCAAGUCAUUAUUAGAGCAUACUUUCUACAUCAAAACAGAAUAUAGGAGGAAAUCAAUCUACUAUGAAUCACUCUAUCUCAAUGCGCCAAUUCACCAGCUCAAAUAAUAAUACUUAGUAGAAUUAUCACUAAUAAAUUAAUUAAAAUUAAUCAUAUUAAAAAAGAUAAGGUUCUCCUAUGUAGAAUAAUUAUAUUUUAGACACUAACUUAAAGGAUUAAAGUAAUCUAACUCUUCCAACUGCAUAUUAGAAUCAAUCAUUUAGUAAGGCUCUUAAAAGAAAAAGUCCUUUGAGAACUCCUAUGGUUUAGAUGCCAACAAAUAGCUACAAAGAGUAAUCAGAUUAUAGGAAACUUAUAGUUGAGACUACUAAUAACUUUAUCCAUAGCUCCUAAUCUCCUACUUCAAAUAAAAAUAAUAAUAUGUAUUCCCCAAAGCACCCAUCAAAUUAAGCAACUGCAAGAUUUAGAACAGAGUAAAUCAACAACUCAAACACUAAGAGAAAUAGUAAUUUUAUGAUCUCGCAAGGGAACUAAACUCCCAAUUAAACAAAUGUAAAUAAUUUAGGCUAGUCCACAGAAUUUUAUGUAACUGAUGAAAAAUUCUAUAAUCUUUAGUAAGACUUAUUAAAUAAAUCUAAUUAAUUGCAGUCUAGUAACAGAGUACUUUCCCCUUCUUACCACUCACCUCGUUUAGAAAGUAAAAGAAAAAGUAUUGGCUAGAUGAUUUCACCAUCAUCACAAAAUAUUACUUAAACUCUAAGUAGAAUGGGUAGCUCUAACAAGAGUCUAUUUGGUAAAAGUAAAAACUACGUUGAUACUCUAAGACAAGAAGAAACGAGAAACAUUUUUAGCCCAGUAAGAUAAAUUCAGUCAGCCACAAGUAAAGGAGGAAAUAUAAUUGAUAAAAAUCUUGAAAAAAUUUGUAAGCAUUGGCUUUUAGAAAUUGAUUAUCAAGAAAGAGAGCUAAAUUUUUUUACUAAAGAUGAUUAAAGAUUUAUAUUUUAGGAUGAAGCUAGAAAUGGAUUAUUUUUGCAAUCUUUACUUUUUAAAGUUGGAAUGUGGAAUAUUCCUUUUGAUAGAAAAGGAAUAAUUAGAAAACCUUAAUCGAUCGAAGAAUGCAGGUAUAAUCUAUCACUAAUAUUUGAAAUCUUACAUGAAAAUAAAGUAGAGAUUCAUCAAUAAUAUUAGAAUUAUGAGCUCUUGCUAUAGGGAAGUAUCAAUUCUUUUUGGAAUAUAAUUUAUUCUAUUAAGAAACAUUUAUAAGGAGAAGAAUCUGAUAGCUAUGAGCAAAAUUUAUUUAAAAUCCUUCCUUAUUCUUAAUAGGAAAUUUCUUAAUUAGAGAGUUCAUUAAAUCAAUGGCUUUCGAAUGAAAUUUUUUAGACAAAGGUUGAAAACAUAUUUACAUAAUUCUAUUAAAAACUAUGUAAUGGAUUAUUUUGGGUAGAUUUAGUAGAAACUGUUACGAAGAGAAAGGUUAAGAAUGUCAACUACCACCCAAAAGAUUAAGCACAUUCUUUUAAUAAUAUCUCAAAUGCUUUGGCUCCUCUAAAAACCUUUAAGAAUUUUGGAUAAGGCUUUACAUACAAAGAAGAACAAUUAGUUGUUGUGAAUAAGCAAGUAGUGUUAGGAUUAUUAGAGGAUUUUAGAAGAUAUUUUGACGGCUAACCUGCUAGAUAAGAGCCUAAUUAUUUUAAGGAUGGACCAUAUCUCGGAUUCAGAAAAAUGACUACAAGUAGUAAUAAUUAUAAGAUUUAAGCAUUAGAAGAAGAUCUUGAUUCUAAUAGAUAAAUUACAGCAAAUUCUCCUUAUAAUUAUACUUCUUCUAGAAAUAAUAUUUCCACCUAGAAUCAAGAUAAAUCAAUUAUAAAUGCAACUUCACCAUAAAGUAAACUACUAAAUUAAUCAAAAUCCUCUAAAAUGGUUUCAAGCAAAGAAAUAGAUCCUGAAAAUGCCAAGCAAAUAAUUUCAGAUAGACAAAAUGUUUUCCCUACACCUAGAAAUUAUAGAUAAGGUUCUUUUGGUGAACAAAUAGUGAGCUAAGGAGAUUUAUAAUCUUCAUUUAGAAGGAGGCCUUCGAAUUUAUCAAAUUUUGGUAUUGAUUAAUCUAAAUAAUAACUUAAUUAAAGCAAUUUACCGUAAGCUGAAAAAUCAACAAUUUAAUAAAAUCUCUCACCUUAAUCUUAAAAAAAUUAAAAUGAUUAAGAUGAUAAUUUUUAGAUGUUGAGCUCUAACAAUAAAAUGAAUAGUUUAUUUAAAAAAUUUGUGAGUCCAAUAAAGUAUAAUCAAAACAACAAAAUAAAUUAUGACAAUUCUUUUGAUACAAUUCAAAAAAUGAAUAGUUACUUACCAGAAUCCAGAAAUGAUCAAAAAAGUUUAAAUGAAAGCUAUACUAGAAGUGCUGAAUUAUCAUAUCUAAGAGAAAUGCAAAGUCCUAAGAAGAUAAGUCUUAAUUAAACUUAUCUUUCAUCUAAUAUCUACUAAAGCUCAGAGAGUGAAAUAUUUUAAUGGCUUUGCUUGCUUGGUUUUGAAGACUUUGUUACAAAAGUGGACUUCGAUUAGCCCUACAUAGAAGAAAUAAAAGAUGGAAUUUUUAUAGCUAAGUUAGUAGAAGUACUUGAAGGUAAGGAAAUAAAAGGCCUUAUUUUAGAACCAAAAAAGAAAUCUUGCUGUAUAUAAAAUAUAAGAAAAGCAUUUAACCUUAUUAGAAACAAAAGGGAUGUAGAUUUUGCUUUAGUUGAACAUGAAGAAAAAAUAUAUGAGGCUGAAAGGAAUUACAUGUUUACUCUUUUUAAUAAUUUAAAAUAUGCCUACAGAUAAAAAACACAGUAUUACCAUAACUUCAAUAAAAGUUAGAGUAGAUCUUUGUUAAACCAUAACAUGACGAUGUCUUCUCCUUAAAGAGCAGAAUAGCUGUUUUAUUCUAAGAAAGAAAAGGAAAAUUAUAUUUUAAACAAAACAGAAUGGGAAAAAAGUAUUGUCCGCCCCAUUAAAGCUUAAAUCUGA